Vigna angularis (adzuki bean) is the source of this 1245-nucleotide messenger RNA. RefSeq names its product disease resistance protein RGA2. NCBI's taxonomy places the organism in Eukaryota, Viridiplantae, Streptophyta, Magnoliopsida, Fabales, Fabaceae. The record is from RefSeq and is a predicted model, not a curated record. The transcript has a single exon. The coding region runs from base 1 to 1245 and encodes 414 amino acids.
AUGGAGGGCAUUUGCAAGAGUAUCAAAGAUUCUGCUCUCACGUUGCUCCCAACUCUUGUUUUCGAUGAGUCAUCUGUGGAGGAGGAUCACAAGGGUGGAAAAAUAUUUGCCUUACUAAAAAAAUUGGUGCAACUCCAACCGAAGAGGCGCUGGACUCUAGAAGAUUUUAACUUGCAAGACGAUUUAUUAAAAGCUUGCUUGUUGUCUCUCUCAGUUUUCCCUGAGAACGCUGUCAUAAGGAAAAGAAAUGCAAUUAAUUUGUGGAUCGGAAAGAGUUUGAUUAAAAAUACGAAGGAGAAAACAGCGGAGGAAUUGGGUGAGAUUGUGGUUGAUAAUCUUUUGAAAUUGAAGGUGAUUGCACACUAUGGUAAUAGAAAGGAUCCCCUUGUCAAAAAAUUUCAAAUUCUUCCUGACAUCCGUCAUGGAGCUUUUUAUCCGCAAAUUAAAGCAGAUGGGUUAGAGCUUGAGCAAAAAAGAGUUAAACUAGGUGAUCGGUAUUUUGGUCACACUAUACGUACUGUUUUUAAUAUUGGUUCAAGUUACCUAAAUUUUAAACCGCAAUGGGUCACCGAUGAAUUGAAAGAUUUAGAGGUGCUUCAACUAGGACGUUGGCAAGAUUCAGCUUUGCAUCACAUUGAAGUUGGGAGUCAAGAAUUCUUGAAAGAGUUGAGAUAUUUAAAGAAGUUGAAAUAUCUGAGUCUUCGUGGGAUUUCGAACAUAUUCGAGCUGCCAUCCUCCAUUGGUGAACUUGAGAGUCUAAUAAUUCUUGAUCUGAAGGCAUGUCAUAAUUUGGAAAGACUACCAAAUGAUAUUUCAUCAAUGAAAAGUCUGACACAUCUGAUUAUGUCUGACUGUUGCUUGCUGGAGGGAAUGCCAAAGGGGAUUGAGAAGCUCACUAAUCUCCAAGUACUCAGAGGAUUUUUAAUAACUGCUUAUGAAAAGACUCCUUGCACAAUAUCAGAUCUUGCUUAUAAUUUGACAAAUUUAAGGCGACUCAGCAUACGUAUUGGAAGUGAGGCCGUGAUAUGGGGUGGGGAGUUCCGAAGUUUGCAAAAUUUUCCAUCACUAAAGCAUCUCAAAAUAUCUUGGAGUGUGUCUGACCCAAGGUAUGCUAAAAUUGGUAUCCAUUUGCCAGUAAGUUUGAAAAAGUUGCAUCUUGAAUGUUUUCCUGGAAAGAGUCUUCUAGGAUGUUUUCCAAUGUCCAUUAGAAGAUCACAUAUACUAGCACGUGAGCUAAAUAUAUAA